Messenger RNA from Anoplopoma fimbria (sablefish), 1890 nucleotides. It is a transcript of the gene sf3a3, whose product is annotated as splicing factor 3a, subunit 3. Gene Ontology annotation, biological process: mRNA splicing, via spliceosome. The transcript is spliced from 17 exons. Gene Ontology annotation, cellular component: spliceosomal complex; nucleus. Bases 196 to 1701 code for a protein of 501 amino acids. The record is from RefSeq and is a predicted model, not a curated record. Gene Ontology annotation, molecular function: RNA binding; zinc ion binding. NCBI's taxonomy places the organism in Eukaryota, Metazoa, Chordata, Actinopteri, Perciformes, Anoplopomatidae.
AAAUCACCAGGGCGGAACCUUUUAUGCCGGGUCGAUGUUUCUCUACGCCGAGUUAAGCGACGGACCUUCGCUUCCAGACAUGCGCCAUUGAAAACAAACGUAGCAGAUUCGGCGGGGGGCGCUGAUACAUUACAAAAACCGACGAGUUAGAGUGCUUAUUUCGUCUUUAAUCAAACUACGACACAUUUACACACAAUGGAGACUAUUUUAGAGCAACAGCGUCGCUACCACGAGGAGAAGGAGAGGCUGAUGGAUGCGAAGACGAAAGAAAUGUUACACAAGAAGUCCACGCUGCGGGAACAGAUUAACUCUGAUCAUCGGACCAGAGCCAUGCUGGAUAGGUAUAUGGAAGUGAGUGGAAAUCUCAGAGAUUCCUAUGAAGACAAAGAUGGAAUGAGAAAAGAUGAGCUUGGUGCAAUCUCAGGACCAAAUGAGUUCGCAGAGUUCUACAACAGACUGAAACACAUAAAGGAGUUUCACAGAAAGCACCCAAAUGAGAUUUCCAUUCCCAUGUCUGCAGAGUUUGAGGAGCUGAUGAAGGCCAGAGAGAACCCCAGCGAGGAGGCUCAGAACAUGGUGGAGUUCAGUGACGAGGAAGGAUACGGCCGCUACCUCGACCUCCACGACUGCUACCUGAAGUUCAUCAACCUGAAGGGAGCCGAGAAACUGGAGUAUAUCUCUUACCUGUCUUCAUUCGACCAGCUCUUUGACAUCCCCAAGGACAGGAAGAAUGCUGAAUACAGAAAGUACUUGGAGAUGCUGCUGGAGUAUCUGCAGGACUACACAGAACGGGUCAAACCUCUGCUGGACCAGAACGAGCUCUACGGCAAAGUGCUGAUAGACUUUGAAAAGAAAUGGGACAAUGGGACCUUCCCAGGCUGGCCUAAAGAAACAAGCAGUGCUUUGACACACGCUGGAGCUCAUCUGGACCUCUCUGCUUUUUCUUCCUGGGAGGAGUUGGCUUCCUUGGGUCUGGACAGAUUGAAGUCUGCCCUCAUGGCGUUGGGACUGAAAUGUGGAGGGACUCUGGAGGAGAGAGCUCAGAGGCUCUUCAGCACAAAAGGCAAAUCCCUGGAAUCGCUGGACCCUUCACUGUUCGCCAAGAAUCCCAAAGCCAAAGGCCCUAAAAAAGACACAGAGCGUAACAAGGAAAUUGGCUUCCUGGAAUCUCAAGUCUAUGAAUAUGUGGAGAUCCUCGGGGAGCAGAGGCAGCUGACUCAUGAGAACGUCCAGAGGAAACAGGCCAGGACCGGAGAGGAGCGCGAGGAAGAGGAGGAGGAGCAGCUCAGUGAGAGCGAGAGCGAAGACGAGGACAACGAGAUCAUUUACAACCCCAAGAACCUGCCGCUGGGCUGGGACGGCAAGCCGAUUCCAUACUGGCUCUACAAACUCCACGGGCUGAACAUCAACUACAACUGUGAGAUCUGUGGAAACUACACCUACAGGGGACCCAAAGCCUUCCAGAGGCACUUUGCGGAAUGGAGGCAUGCUCACGGUAUGCGCUGCCUGGGAAUCCCCAACACCGCUCACUUCGCCAACGUCACGCAGAUCGAGGACGCUGUCUCUUUGUGGUCCAAGCUGAAGUCCCAGAAGGCAUCAGAGCGGUGGCAGCCAGACACAGAGGAGGAGUACGAGGACUCGAGUGGCAAUGUGGUCAACAAGAAGACCUACGAGGAUCUGAAGAGACAAGGAUUGCUGUAGAUUGAGGAGGAAUGUCAGGAAUAUGAUGGAAAAAAAUUGAAAAAAAUCUACAAGUAAUAAGCGUCCUUUUAAGAUUUGUGAUAUUUUGUAUCGCCCAUGUUUCUUUUUAUUUGUAAGUAGUAAUGUUGUUUUACAGACUUUGUAAUGUCGUCACCAUUGAUCAUUAUAAUAAACUGAGUACUUUUGUCA